Messenger RNA from Rhizophagus irregularis DAOM 181602=DAOM 197198, 678 nucleotides. The record is from RefSeq and is a predicted model, not a curated record. Lineage: Eukaryota; Fungi; Glomeromycota; Glomeromycetes; Glomerales; Glomeraceae.
AUGAGUGCAUUGGAAUCCGGCAAAUUUUCAAAACGUGUUCGAUCAGUAUCCAAUAAUACCAUCCUGAAAAACUUAAUAAAUGACUCAAUAGCAACAUCCGGAAUACGAAAUCUCGCUUGGUAUUUGAAUAUCCACAGAAGUAUCCACGAAUCAUUAAAAUUAAUGUUCGUGUUAAAAUAUUUAUGGUCUGACUCAAGAUCAUUAAAAUCGGGAGCGCGAUCAAUACCUAAUAUUAAACCAACGAAAAAACAAAAGCCCACUUUAAUCGACUUUGUUGAAGACGAAGAAAGAAAUAUUGGUAUAUUUCAAUAUACUUAUGUAAUCAUGCCCGAAUUUAUUAUAUCACCUAAUGAUUAUGAAUUUAAAGUACUCGAUAAAGAAAAACGAACAAAAAGACGUCAAUCAGAACUAAUGAAAGGCCAAAAAGGCCAAAAGUCCAGUGUAAUUGAUUUAGUUGACGAUAACGACGAUGAUCUGAUUCAACAGGAUGAGAGCGAUAAUGAUCAAACCGCGUUCCAGGAGCAGGUUGAAGAAUUGAGUCAGUUGAUCAAGAAAAUAACGAAAGGUAAACAAAAAGCAGCAAAUCCGAAAGAUAUAAUUAUUGACUGGUCGGGAGUAGAAACCUCAGAUUCUCCAGAAAAGUGCCAAUACGUAUCCCGAUCACCAAAAAAGAACUGA